AAAAUCAGGAUGGUUUUCUUGUCAUUUUCUGCUUUACGCGAAACGCCGAGAAUCCACAGACAAGACCCCUACCCUCCGCCAUAGACAAACUUAGUUAUCUCCCUACAAAAAAAGAAAAAAAAAACUCCUAAAAGCAAUCGCACAGCGCCACCGAGAACCGCCGGUUUCUUGCAUAUCACUGCGGCCCCCGACGGCAACGAUGUGGGUAGAAUGGGACUGUCCUCAUCAAGAACCCCAACAGUCGGACCAAGAUUCUCACCUUAAUUUCGACUUCCUUUCUCUUCUUUCCAAACCCAAGGAUUAUUAUAAGAUAUUGGAAGUGGAUUACGAUGCUACGGAGGAUGCUAUUCGCUCCAAUUAUAUCCGUCUCGCGCUGAAAUGGCACCCAGAUAAGCAAAAGGAGGAUGGAAAUAGCGCCACUUCCAGAUUUCAAGAGAUAAACGAGGCUUACCAAGUUCUCAGUGAUCCAGACAAAAGGAUAGAAUAUGAUAAGAAGGGGAUGUUGCAUGUGUAUGACUAUGACAUAAUUGAUUACCUUAACCGUUACAAAGGCCUUAUAUUGACAUGUAAUGGUCUAGGGAUUAGGCAAUCAAUUUGGUAAGCCUGAGCGGGAGGAACUGUGGUCCCUUCUUUUGUAUAUUUGUUAUGAUGCUCGAACUGAGAGGCCCAGGUUUGUUGAUAUUGCAAACAGUGCAGUCAGGGAUGAGGCCAAGCCUGAAUGUGUUACAUGUUAUAUAUUGGUUGUGUAACAUCUUAUGCUUGUCCAUCUUAUGAGGGUAUGACCAAUUGUCCAAUGCUUGCUUGUUAAUUUAGUAGGGUUGUAGUCAUUGGUAACUUGUUAGCUCGGAGCAAUUUUUAUGGUACCAAACUACCAAUCUACUGUUACUAGGCACUAGCUAGUUAAUAGAAUGGAAAGUGCCCUUUUUCUCUGUCAAUUGUCUUAGUAACUUUGUUAGUGCAAGUAUUAAUGUUAAGCCUAUUAGGUAGUAGUAGCUUAAACUUACCCAAUCCAAAUUAAGAGUAACUUGUUAUCUUAAACCAAAUCCAUGUAAAAAUGACGUUAAAAUAUGAGGGGUUCUAUCACUCUUCUAGAAUCAGGCACUUGGGAUCACUUCCCUCUUCCUAUCAAUGGCACUGACAAUGCUUUCAUUUGCAGCAACAUUGCUGUUGAUUAUUCAUCUAAAUUCUAAAUGGUCGAUGGACUAUAACUCUAAUUUACAUAGUUGUAUUCCUUCUGGUCGACGUCUUUGCUCUCUUGCAGUUCCCUGAGAAUAUUGCCCUUACAAGCACCUUGAAAUUCUCUUCAGGAUUAUCAAGAAAGUUUUUCCCUUGAAUUUUGCCUCUCUCCUUUAGAAUCAUGGCACUGCGAAUUAUGUACUCCAAAGGUUGUCCUAGCUAGUAUUGUAUUAUUGUGAUGCUUUGGUACCGAGACAAGAUAAAAGAGUAAAUCAACUGUGUUUUCAAUAUUUGUAAUAAUUCUAUUUAAUGAGAACAUAUGUUUUGUUAUUGAUGAUCGGUCCAGGCAUGACUACAGAUGGAUAGACAGAUAUAUAGCCAUAUGGGUGAUAAUUGCUUAUGGAAAUUGAU
Molecule: messenger RNA, 1587 nt
Organism: Durio zibethinus
Lineage: Eukaryota; Viridiplantae; Streptophyta; Magnoliopsida; Malvales; Malvaceae
Cellular component (GO): nucleus; cytoplasm
Source: RefSeq, a predicted model, not a curated record